GUGUAAUGCACAGGUUUUAGGGGUGUAAUUUGGUGAGUUUUGACACUAACUGACCAGUAGCUCCAGUCCAGUAUAGAGUGUCUCUCUACCCUAGAACGUUCUCUCGUGCCCCUUCUGGUCAGCCUUGUCCCCACAGAUGAUCUCUAUUCAAGUUUACUUUAACACAGUUUUGUUUGUUUAUCUUAGAAAUGCUAAUUAUUACAACUCUCUUUCUUUUGUAGGGGAUAAAAACAUUCAGAUGGCAGAUAACAGUUCUUCAGAUGGGGUUCCUUCAGAUUCCUUGGAAGCUGCCAAAAAUGCAAGUAAUAAAGAAAAGCUCACAGAUCAGGUGAUGCAGAAUCCUCAAGUUUUGGCAGCUUUACAGGAACGACUUGAAAAUGUCUCUCACACUCCAUCGAGCUACAUUGAAACUUUACCAAAAGCAGUGAAAAGAAGAAUCAAUGCCCUGAAGCAGCUGCAGGUCAAGUGCGCUCACAUAGAGGCCAAGUUCUAUGAAGAAGUUCACGACUUGGAGAGGAAGUACGCCGCUUUAUACCAGCCUCUUUUCGACAAGAGAAGAGAAUUCAUCACUGGUGACGUUGAGCCGACAGAUGCAGAAUCAGAGUGGCACAGUGAAAACGAGGAGGAGGAUAAAUUGGCUGGAGACGUGAAAAAUAAAGUAGUCAUAGCAGAAAAAGAAGCAGCAACAGCAGAAGAGCCAAAUCCCAAGGGAAUUCCAGAAUUCUGGUUCACCAUCUUUAGAAAUGUAGACAUGCUAAGUGAAUUAGUACAGGAAUACGAUGAACCGAUCUUGAAGCACCUGCAGGAUAUUAAAGUGAAAUUUUCAGAUCCUGGACAGCCUAUGUCUUUUGUAUUAGAGUUCCACUUUGAACCCAACGAUUACUUCACCAAUUCAGUCCUGACGAAAACGUACAAGAUGAAGUCCGAGCCUGAUAAGGCUGAUCCUUUUUCCUUUGAAGGCCCUGAAAUUGUUGACUGUGAUGGGUGUACUAUUGACUGGAAGAAAGGGAAAAAUGUCACAGUUAAAACCAUCAAGAAAAAGCAGAAACACAAGGGUCGAGGCACUGUUAGAACAAUUACUAAACAAGUACCCAAUGAUUCAUUUUUCAACUUCUUCAGUCCACUGAAAGCUUCUGGGGAUGGAGAAUCACUGGAUGAAGAUUCCGAGUUCACCUUAGCCUCUGAUUUUGAGAUUGGACACUUCUUCCGCGAGAGGAUAGUCCCCCGCGCGGUGCUCUACUUCACUGGGGAGGCCAUCGAGGACGACGACAACUUUGAAGAAGGCGAGGAGGGAGAAGAGGAGGACUUGGAAGGUGACGAGGAAGGCGAAGAGGAUGAGGAUGCCGAAAUCAACCCCAAGGUGAGCGAUUUGGGGGACACCCAGCAGGGGGUGCUGCGCUGUUGGACCUUUCACAGAUAGUUUGCACCUUGGACGUGGACAUGGGGGUGUGAAGAGUUCGCGUGUGUCAUUCGUUAAUUAGAAAACUUAAACUGUAUCAGAAAAAAUGGGGGAAUAUUCUUGCACCUGAUGGAUGAUUUCAUGAAGUGUUGAAGUAUAAAUAAUUGGUAAAAAGCGUUCCUGAAAUCUUUUUAAAGCGCUGUGUUGCUUACGUAACUUGUUCUGUAAAGCAGCUUUCUUUUCCUGCCCCGACAACGUGGGUGAAUGUUGUUGUUCUGUUAGGUUUUGUUUGUUUUUGAAAAGGUGCAAAGCAGAGUCUCGGGGUGGGGAACAAAGGAUUAUUUUUCAGUAGCUGCAAUAACGACAUCGUAGGCACAGUUUUGCAGUUGUAUUUGGGCUACGAGUUCUCAGAAGAUAUGUCUACAGAGAGAUGUAUCUGAUUUAAUCUAAAAUAAACUAGUAAAGCUAUGCUAUAGGAAACAAAUCUAAACAAAGAGUCUACACCAUCCCGUUAACGAUGCCUGUAAGUCUGAGUGUUCAUGGCGCUGUCACACCAGCUGAAAAUCAGCGUGCUUUUCCGUUUAAAUUGUAUUUUAAAGACCAGAACUACUUUAAUGCAGCCCAAAGCUGUAGUGAGAAUUUACUCUGAUUUUCUAGCAUGAAAUUGUUUAUAGCUUCCUUGCAUCUUAGAAUUCAGUGUAUUGUGGGCUGUCAGAAUGCUAAUUAACAUUACCUGGCUUUUUUGUAGUAUGUCUCUCUAGGCAUCGUUUGUUUGUCUGUCCGUCUGUUUGUCCGUAGCCCUGUUUUCUGCCCACGGUGGACUGUGCGCUAAGCCGUCAGCACCACCACCUGGCCCCACGAUCGGUGUGUUAACUCUAGACCUUCCUGAGUGCCCGGUCACUGUAGGUCCUUCAGGGAGGGCCAGGAGGGGGGACAGCUGGUGUCAGACUUCCGAAGCACGAGCCGUGUGCUCCUCUGGGAACAAGGGCAUGAGAAGGUGCGCUCAGAGCCGAGCUGUCAGUCACUGGUGUGCUGGAUGGGGUCUUGCUCCACGUGGUCGGUGGGCAUGAAGACAGGCCUGUCCAUUAACUGGUUGACAGGCUCUGUGAUGAUGUCACCUCACACUGCUGUGAUGCUGUUGGAUCGACCUGCGUGCCAGCCGUGCUUCUUUGGCUUGUUCUCCUGCCCUCCGGGGCCCGAGGGGCUACAUGCCAGCUUUGAUCGUAAAGCCGAGGCCGUCUCCACGCCUUGCAGUCACACCUUUGGGUCUGUCUCAGGCCCUUGUCUGGCUGGCAGCUGGCACUCUGCUCCUUCGGGGUCUUUUUGUUGUUGUUUUGUCUGCUCUGCUUCUCUUGUGUUGCCUUGCCACAUCUGCUGUCUCCUCUCACGUCACCUCCGUUUCUUAAAAGCAUUCUCGCGAGUCAUAAAUACUCUCGUGGUCUCAGAUGGGAUUGAUGGUCAGGGUCAGUGAGGAGUGCCAGAAAGGACUCCCAGCCGCACGCGGUCGGACAGGACUCGGGUCACAAUGUGGUCGUUCUGUUUCUUCACGCUUGCUUCUUCAUGGUGCCCCGUGAUAUGAGGGUCUGCACAAGUGGAAGGGACGUUUUGGUGGUGGAAACAGUCGGUUGUAAGUGAAACAAAUGUUUUCUGCCCGUUCGUAAAGAUCCCGACCCGGGGUGUUGCAGUGACUUGUCUUGGGUUGAGUAGUUAGUAGGCAGUUUUUUGGGAUCAGGAGAAAUUGUGGCUGUUCCUCCUGUAUGAUUUUGUGUAUUUCAUUUUCUUUCAUGCUGACAGUUCCUUUCAUUUUUUUCCCGUUUAGGUGUAAUUUUUGUUACUCAUUCAUGCGUUUCUAGGUAAGGUGGCAUUCCAUUCAUAUCUACUUUCCAAGCUUCUGAUCUGUAACUUCCUACACUCUGCUGCCUUGGCUCUGGGUGAGGAGGACAGCUGGUGUCCAGGCACAUGCAGCACUGUCCUCAGCAGCAGGCUUUGUCCCGGGCUCAGUUGGGUUGCUUUGAAACAGGGCCCCUGAACGGUUCAAACAAACACGGCAGGUAGAUUGGGCUUCUGCUUUCUGAACCCCGUGUUUCUUGCUAACCAAGCAGCAAAGACGCCACUUGUGUGGCCUUUCCCUUGAAGGGAGAGGACAGAGGAGAGGGGCCCAGGGGUGUCAGCCGCCUGUGGGGUGGCCCACACACAAGCCCCAUGUCCUUUUUAAGACCCCACUGCAUUAAGGGUCCUUAGCCGGAUUGGGCUGCAUCUCGAUGGGUCGUCACUCACUCCCUGUGGCCGGCCCGCACCAGUUCCUCGAGUGUCUCUGGGCGUGUGUUGGCUGCUUAUAUUUCUUCAGUUUGGGUGUCGUGUGAACGAAUAGGUAUGUACAGACGAGUAACCAAAUAUUUAACAGGGCAGAAUUUUUCACCUAAAAAGCUGCUGGCAUCUGUUUUAGUGUGAGGUUGAUGGAGAAGCGUGCUCUGGCUGAAGAAGAGAAGAACCAGCUGUAGACUAAAACCAGUGUCAGCUGCGUGAGCCCGCCCUCGGCCCUGCGUGCUGCGUGAGGGCACCUGCGUGAUGGUGCCUGUGCGUCUGGAAUGGGCUGCCAGCUCAGACGGGAGGGGAGGGAGGCUGCGGCCACUGUUGAUGCCCUCGCUCGUGGGACCACCUCAAGUUGCAGGGCGCAGGGGCAUCAUGGGAAGGGCAGAAGUGGGAACAGGAGAUGCCGUGGGAGGGGACGGGGCUCUGCCCUGUUGCCCCAGAGUGGCACGGGAACCCUAGUGGCCAGGCAGACCGACGUCCUGAGAGUCUGCCUCAGUUCUCACUUCUCUGGGCUUUUUUCAUAGAAAACAAAUAGGCUGUUGGCAGAUUUGGGCCUAAAAAACAUUUUGAUUAGAUGAAAUCAACAUGCUUUUUGUCUCUUAAUACUAUGUUUUAAAGGGCUGCGCCUGAUCAUUUUACUGGCUAAAAUUAUGCCCAGUUGCCAUUGAUUCUUACUGCCCCUGGAGGUCUGAAGAACUUAGCAAACUGUGGCCACUCUUGUCUCUCCUGUGCCCGGUUGUCACAUACGCUCUAGUGGAAGGGAAUGUUCUGUUUUCAGACAUGUUGAUCACCUCUUGAGCCGCGAUCCUGGGUGCGUGCGUAGGUGGUGGCCCGUCUCUGCCCCCUCCUCGGAUUGACUGGUCUCUGUUCAAACCCCUUCCUUCUUUCUCCGAAAUGGUCCCAGGAUGAACCAGGGUUUCUCUCCCCGUCCUUGCAUAUAGAAAGCACCGUCUCCUGCUGCCUGGGUGAUCACUUAGCACUGAGUGGCCGGGUCCUCAUCACACUGGGGACAUGACUAGAGGCUGCACAGCUGUGGUUUUAUUUAGCCUGUGUCACAGGCCAGAAACCACAGGCGUCUCUACACCAUGCGUCCCCAUGUGCAGAUGCUCUGGGCUUCUGCCCAUGUGGGCACUGUCCUCAGAGCUGGCACAGCUCGCAGCAGGUGUCCCACCACUCGCUCUUCCUCAGCAGGCCAGUGGGCAGAGCCAGCGCCAUCCUGCCCAGAGGCCCUCGGGCCUCGGUGCUUGCCCUUCCCUCUUCCCCUCUCCAUCUGACUGGUAAGGAGAGGCCCACAGCGUGGGCACGCUGGCCCGAUCCUGAGCACCUCCCUCUCCGACAGCCCCCUGGUGGUCAUGUUUGCUUCCUGUCCCUUCCGAUAAGGACUGUGUCCCUCUCACCAGUUCUGGUUUUCUGUAAGAAGAGAGGAUAAGAUAAUCUCACGGUUGAAAAAGCUGUGUAACUUACGCAGUAUAACAUAUGUUCCACAAUAGAUUGUGUCUGUGAUUUAGAGGUGACAGAGAGUAAAAAGUCUCUUCCCACCCGGUGUCGUCUGCCCCAGUUCCCACCGUGUCCCCCCUACAAAACCACUUCAUGAGCUUCACGUUUGCAGAUGCCCACGUGGAAAUGCAUGCACUUUCCUCUCCGGCUGUUGUUGGUCUGAGCCAGGGGGACUCCUGCUUCCCCCGGGCCCCCAGCCGGAAGUCCCUGGCCCUUGAAUGUUGGGUGGACAGACGUCACUUCUCUUCUGUAGGCCUGUUGGCCAGGCUGAUUUUGUUUUGGAGCCCAGGCUCCUGGCAGUGCUCAGCCGCACCUGUGACAGGCAGGAGUGGGGAGGCCUUCCCAGAGCGGCCCGUCAUCGCCCCUGCUGAGAGCUGGGCCAACGUGUGCGCCCUGGAGUUUUCCAGAGCUCUUUGCAUUCCGCUUACAAGAGGCGGACUCGGUGUCCAGGGCAGUCACUUGUCCUCUGUGCUUCCUGCCUCAUCCCAAGAAGGAGCUGGAGGCCCAGCGUGCACCGUGGCGGGUAUCGGCUCUGUCCUCCCGGCCGGCCUUUGGAAGCAGGAAGCGCGGGUGUCCUAUAGGCUCCACAGGCGUGCCGGGUGCUGGUCAGAGUAAUUGUCAUCUUCGCAGCCGGGAACCAGAGGUCACAAGGUCACACAGAAGUGUUAGCAGAGCAAGUGUCUGUGCUGGUGCCCACGCACAGCCCGGGUGCUGACGUGGCUUAGGCCUUGUUUUUCUCCGCCAUCAGCUCCUGCUGUGAGGUGCACACAUUAGAGAGUAUGUAGUCAGUCCGCCCCUCUAGGGGAACCCCUUAGAGGAAGGCCAGACCAUCCCUGGGGCCCCGUUUGUGACGCUCCUUAGAGUAGCCUCUCGUCGCUGGUUGGAGCAGUUCCUGGAGUGUGGGUCUGCUCGGUGACCCCCUGAGUGAGAAAACGAAGCUCCCCCAGAAUAGAUGCUUCCACUCCCAUGAGCAUCUGGGGGCCUCAGCGGGGCUGGCUUACUCCUCGGCCUGUGGGUGGAGGGUCAGAGUUGGUGGGCAGCAAGGGGCCAGCCCUGUGCGCGCAGUGGGGCCUCUGUGAGGGGCAGCCCUGUAAGUGCUGACAAGACCGCGGGCUGCAGGGAGUGCAGGGGUGAGGCGCAGAGCUUCCUGACACUGAUCCCUGCGACCCCACGGCCCUCCCUCUGCCUGUCUCUUACUCUGUGGUCAGUGUGUCUUUAAACAGGCAGCCCCGGUGUGACUUCUGGGCAGUUAGCUCUGUCUCUGGUUGCUGUUUGUAAAAGUACACCUGCAGUGAGCAGUGUGUGGCUAACGAGAAGGUGGACUCUUCUCUGAACGGCCCAUCCUCUCUCGUUCGCAGAAGGACCCCAGCCAGCCCGCCGAGUGCAAGCAGCAGUAAGAAGCGCACCUCUGCGGGCACCGCUGGACCGUCGGGGACGCCUCAGCCACCGCCACGGCGCAUCCGCAUUGACAGCGCUCACACCUAACGUCUUCCCCUGUGCAUGGUUUUCACUUACCUUUCCCUUUUUCUUUAUUAUUUGGCUUAACUUGUACAGUGGCAACUUGAUGCAUUUCAAAAGUAGGAGGCUCCGUCCUGCACUUCGACCACCUCUGCACCCUGGGCUCAGUGAGCUUCUGGCCCUGCCCUCGGGGCCCAGAGAGACCAUGCGGGUGGGCAGGCUGGGGGGGUCGGCGCCCGGGAGCCAGUGCACCGCCGUCAGCUGGCCGUGAUGCUCCCCUCUCCUGUGAGGGAGCCCCGGGGCGGGGUGCUGGCCACGGAGCGUGUCAGCUGUUGUGAUGUAGGGGAACCGCCCGCCCAGAGCAGGCACCCGGAGCCAGGUCGCGCUUCCUUAGGACCUUCUGCUUUCCUUUGGUUUGGCGGGGUUGGGGCAGGGGCGGGGGCGCACACCAGCUCCCAGGUGAUAGCUUUAGUAGUUCAUUUUGUAUUUAUUUAUUCAUCCAUGUUUGUAAGGCCUUUGAGCUUAGGCUGUGGCUCGUCCUGACGAUUUCUGAAACCGUGUUGUGACAGCAGAGCUGGAAGAUGGGGCGUCCGCGGCGGCAGCGCGGCCUCUUGUUGAGGAGACCGGCUGCUCCUGCCGACGGUUCUGGACAAGGGGGUGUGUCUGUGCAUGCAGACCGCAGCUUGCUGUGAACGUCGAGGGCCUGUAGCCAGAGCAUCGGCAGCUGUUAGUCCCCCAGCGGUGGCUGAAGGCUUGGGCGGAAAGGCUCUCAGCCGAGCAUGUGAACAUCGAGUCCUGGUUUGUCAGGGCUGCCUCCUUCCCGGCUCCACCGUUGGUUUGGUUUCAAAGCCCUGGAUUCGGUGGGACCUGCCCUCGACCAACACGCAGGGCUCCAGAGCAUGUGGCGGCCAUCUGUGCAGUGGAGUCCCCGCGGCCAGGCGUGGAGAGCGUGCCUAGCCUUAACCUUACAGUACACAUUUGUAUCUUACUACGGUGUUUCAAUUUGUACAGAAUAGUUAGAAUAUUCUAUUAAAGUUGUGAAACAUGAAUC
Messenger RNA from Trichechus manatus latirostris (Florida manatee), 7718 nucleotides. It is a transcript of the gene NAP1L4, whose product is annotated as nucleosome assembly protein 1 like 4. The transcript has 13 exons. Gene Ontology annotation, biological process: nucleosome assembly. Lineage: Eukaryota; Metazoa; Chordata; Mammalia; Sirenia; Trichechidae. Gene Ontology annotation, cellular component: nucleus; chromatin. Bases 137 to 1420 code for a protein of 427 amino acids. Gene Ontology annotation, molecular function: histone binding; chromatin binding. The record is from RefSeq and is a predicted model, not a curated record.